Messenger RNA from Mesorhabditis belari, 1020 nucleotides. NCBI's taxonomy places the organism in Eukaryota, Metazoa, Nematoda, Chromadorea, Rhabditida, Rhabditidae. The record is from the annotation of a GenBank genome assembly.
AUGGAAGUUUAUUUUGCUGCGGGCGGGCUGGAUGCAAAUCCGAGAUGGACUUGUCGCAACAUCAAUCUAACCUACAACCAAUUGCAAGUAAAACAUGAAAAACAUCCGAUUGUUGGCACAAUCUACAUCUUACUUGGCUUCUUUUUUCAGGUUUUAUAUCUCUUGGCUUUGUCAGUGAUUGGGACAAAGGACCUUUUAAAGCAUUCUUGCUACAAGAUGAUGCUAUGCUUGGGUUUAUUCGACUUCGUCUGUAUGAUUUUCAGCGCUCAGGUGUCCGGUUAUUUCUACCUGGUUGGCGCUGAGUACUGUAUGUAUCCUCAUUUACAGUACAUCAUCGGCUCAUCGAUCAUGGGCUGUUUUGGCCCUGUUUGCACAUUAUCCCUCGUCCUCGUCAUGAAUCGACUCAUCGAUUUCUGGCGUCCAGACAUCGCGAAAAAGCUUUUUCACGGUAAAAAGACAUGGUUCUGGUGUUUCCUAUGUGCUCUCUAUGGCAUGGCGUGCUUUUGGAAAGCUCCAUCUCUUUCUUUCAAUGUCGAUGUAGGAACUUGGAUUUUUAAUCCGUUAAUUCCCGGAAAUACGUACACAGAUUACUCUCCGAUGUGGCUAGCGGUGAACAAUUUCAUCACGACGAGCGGAAUCUGUGGCUCCUAUGUGGGCUUCGUUGUGCUACACGCGUACAAAUUGAGGGUGACACAAGCUGUUGAAUCGACGGCAUUACAGAGAAAUAUUCUCCGACAAGCAAUCUGCAUCUGUUUCUUUACCUUUGUCACCACCGCAAUCUGGGCUUCGAUGGUUUUCUAUGAUCCGAGCAUCUUCGUGCUCCAUUUAGGUCAAUUGUGCUGGCAUUUAAUGCAUGCCGUCCCAUCGUUGGUCUACCUCUUGCUCAACAAAACGAUUCAAACGAGAGCUUUGCGCAAUUUGCGGAAUUGUACAGGAAUUCAGACUAAAGUCUCUUACGAGAGCAAAACUUCGGCUUCAGAAGAGGCAAAGGCGUACUCAAGCGGUGGUGUGAUUCCAGCU